Molecule: messenger RNA, 1586 nt
Organism: Octopus bimaculoides (California two-spot octopus)
Lineage: Eukaryota; Metazoa; Mollusca; Cephalopoda; Octopoda; Octopodidae
Product: chitinase domain-containing protein 1
Biological process (GO): carbohydrate metabolic process
Cellular component (GO): endomembrane system
Molecular function (GO): chitin binding; oligosaccharide binding
Source: RefSeq, a predicted model, not a curated record
CUGUUGCUGGCCUGUCGAUUCUUUGGCUACUGACAGCUGAUACCAUGACUGGCCGGAGCGAGCUAUAUGUCGGUCUGUCUCUCUAUCACUCGAAAGUUAUUGGAACAAAUUUGACACCUAUAUCCAUGCGUUUGAAAACACACAAGAGUAUAAGGGUACUACUAAAGCAGAGUGGUCCCGAACGCGCUAGCUAGUCUGACACCUCAAGGGAGACAGCAUGAAGCAUUUUCUGCUUCUCUAUGUGACCAUAGUAUGCCUACUUUCGCCUGUGUUUGCAACAUUAUCACAGAGUGACAAGAAGAAGAAGAAGCCAAAAGAAGUAAAACCUAAACUCUCUGAUAAAACAGUCAUACAACGAGGUCUUGUCACUGAACAGGUGAAAGCGAAAGACAUAAUCAAAGAACAUGGUAUCUAUUGCGACACAAGACGUGAAGUUAAGAAUUUCCGUGGAGAAACUUUGGCCUAUGUUACACCAUGGAAUUCACAUGGUUAUGACUUAGCAAGACAAUUUGGCAACAAGUUUACUUACGUAUCUCCAGUCUGGUUACAAGUGAAGAGAAGACCAAGCGGUGCUUACGUUGUACAAGGAGAACAUGACAUUGAUAGAAAUUGGAUUGAAGAGGUCACAAAAGGUCGCAAUACCAAAAUCUUUCCUCGAAUGUUGUUUGAUGGUUGGACUGGGGAAGAUUAUCUUCACUUAUUCUCCAGCGAAGAUGAAAUUGAAGAUUGUGUUGAAACUAUUUUAAAGUUUAUCAAGAAUCAAAAUUUUCACGGAAUAGUCUUGGAGAUUUGGUCUCAGCUUGGUGGACACCGUAAAACGGAUUUGAUUCAUUUUUUGACCCAUAUGGGACAGAUGUUUCGUGAAGCUGGUCGUGUUCUUAUUCUUGUUAUACCGCCAUCUUCUGAAUCGGGAACUGAAGGAAUGUUCAACAAGAAAGACUUUGAUGCCCUUUCACCUCACAUAGAUCAGUUCAGUUUGAUGACAUAUGACUAUUCAAAUUCAUAUAAACCUGGUCCAAACAGCCCUCUUGCUUGGAUGAAAAUGUGUGUUGAGAAUUUGGUACCGUUAUUAAAUACAACAUUAAGAAAGAAAAUCUUACUUGGAUUCAAUUUCUAUGGUUAUGAUUUUGUUCCUGGAUCUGGAGACCCAAUUAUUGGAAACAAAUAUAUUGAAAUCUUAAAAAAACAUAAACCUGAGAUAAAAUGGGACAAAAACAGUUUUGAACAUACAAUACAAUACAAGACUGGAAUUGGUCAACAUAUUGUCUACUAUCCAACAUUGAUGUCAAUACAAGCCCGGCUGGAACUAGCAGAAUAUUUACAUACAGGCAUUUCUAUCUGGGAGAUUGGACAAGGGUUGGAUUAUUUUUACGAUCUGCUGUAACUGCUCUGUCAUUCCUGCUGUUAAAUAUUGAACUUCGAAUGUAAAAUUCCAAUUAUGAAAUACUUAAAAUGUUAAAAAAAAAACUUAAAAACUCAACUGAAAUAUUGUUAUAAACUGAACGUGUUUCAUUUGAUUCCAAUAAUACCAGACAUUUGGUCUGCACUGAUCUCACAGAAAUAAAUCUGAAUAAAAAAAAAAAAAA